Molecule: messenger RNA, 2233 nt
Organism: Erigeron canadensis
Lineage: Eukaryota; Viridiplantae; Streptophyta; Magnoliopsida; Asterales; Asteraceae
Exons: 9
Coding region: 79-1971 (630 amino acids)
Source: RefSeq, a predicted model, not a curated record
CACAUAAACCCAACACCCAAAAACCAAACUUUCCAAAAACCAUACAUACAAAGCCCACAAAUUAAAAUCCUCAAAAAAAUGCAAUGCCCAAUACAAAAUUCCAUAACUUACAACUCAACUUUAUGUGCUUGUAAUCCUGGUUUUUUAUACAACACCACCGGAAAAACAUGUUCUCCGUUCACCGGAGACAGAGAGCUGGUGGUGGGUACCGGAGUUGACUACUCUAUAAAUUUUCCAGAAACAAUAUUGUCAUUUGAUUCAAUAAAAAAGUACACACGGUCACAAGGUGUGUUUCUUGGAGCUACAUUUGUGAUGAUUGUUGGGUGGUUGUUGUUUUGUUUUCUUGUGAGGUUUGGAAGUCUUGGUGAUGGAAAGACAAAUUGGUUUAAGAUUAGAUGGUUGAUUAGUAGAUUGGAUAUUUGUUUUGCUACAAGACAUUGGCUGGAUGAUCAAAAGGUACUCAGGAAACGGAAAACAGAAUUGGGAGGAGCCUUUUCGAUUGCAAGUUGCAUUCUUUUUAUUGGUUUGCUUGCUGCGUUACUAUACCAAAUUAUAUCAAAGAGAACCAUAGAAGUGCAUAGUGUUGUAGCAGCAAAUGCACCUGAUUUGACCUUAUUCAGUAACGAUAUGGAGUUCAACAUAACCACAAUUUCUAGCAUGAGUUGUUCCAAUCUUCGCGGUCUCGGUACCUUACUCACUGGAAAGCCAGGUUUUUUGGAUUUUAGAACUGCACCCUUAUCCAGCUUUGCCAACUUUUCUUGCCAAAAUACCACAAACGGGCCGACGGUGACUCUUAAAUGCAACAAUUGUAAACUUAUCCGCGACAAUUUCUAUACUUCAUGGUAUUUUCUUGAUCUUCCAAAUAUGCCUGCAAGUGCUGUGGGUUUUCAAUUCAAUUUAACAGCAAGGGACCGUUUCCACAGAAAGCAUAUGAGUUUUGUGAGCGGAGUUUUGAAAAAUGGAAGCAAUAAUGGGGAUAAGUUUGUGACUUUUAGAGGGCAUGAUCCAAAUAUAUUGCAGUUUAAUUUGUUUCCUCGAAUUUAUCGUAAUAAACAUGAUCUCAAAAUUAUCCAGCCUUUGUUUCAUGAGUUUCUUCCGGGUUCUUCUAUUGAUGAGAGAAAUCAGCUUCGGGAUUCUCUUGAGAAUUCAAACAAUGGACUUGUGAACAUCACGUUACAUGUUAAUUUUCUUUCAUCAUACAUUGUUGAGGUCGACAAUCAAAACGUUUUGGGCCCAGUGGGAUUCCUUGCUGAUUUGGGUGGCCUUUAUUGUAUUAGUAUUGGCCUUUUCUUCUACCUUUUGGUGCAACUUGAAUACAGAUUUAAGAAGUUCCGUCACGAGGAUAAAGUAAUGAGAAGGAUUAGAAAUCAUAAAAAAGCACAAGAACGUUGGGACAAGUUGAGGAAAUACGUAAUUUUUACAUGGGGUCGUGGUUCAUUGCCUCUUGAAGAUGGAACCGUUGGGCCAACAGCAUGCUGCUCCGGGAUAUUUAUCAAGUCAGGCAGAAAUGAAGGGUCAUCAUCUAUGGGAAGGAAGCAUAUAAGACCGGAUACCAUCAGUUUUAACACGAAAGUUAGCAGGCCUGAUGAGAAGAUGUGCAGUCCAGAGCAAGUUCAAACCCAAGGGAUGGCAUGUCAUUUUGGUGAUUCGGCAUUGAUCCCUGGGGAGAACUUCUCGUGCCAAGUUCCCCAAAAGGAGGUGUCUGGUGAUAUGAAAUACAAGAAAGAAACUACUAUUCACUCGGAUAAUGGAGAGGCACCUAUGCACCAACCUUUGGCUUCAGCUGCUAAUGAUAUACCUUUGCCGCCUUCAUUAGAAAUCAAACUCGGUUCAGAGAUAGGUGCUUCGGAACUCCAGAAGAAUCUUCAAAACUUAUACGAAUACAAUGUAAUGCUUCGGGAGGAGUUGAUUCGUGCUCAAUCUAUGCUCCAUACUUUAACUUCAAGAGCUUCUGCAUCAAACCAACAAUAGUGGGCAAAUGAUUCCGUAUUCUAAUCCCAAUUUUCUGACUUGGCCACACGGAAAGAUGACAUGUCAUCACCGUUUUGUGAGGUCAUCUGGGCAUGAAAGAAUACUGGUGCACCUGUGUAUCGUAGUAGCAAUUUACUUGUAUAAAGCUUGUGUUGUCUGCAAUUUAAGAUUGGUUUAGUGUUUGCUGUAUAUGUCGAGUCUGCUAGAUACGUACAUAUUGUAACUGAUGCUAGUCAUAGAAUACAAACGAUUCUUAGUAAAA